AUCCUCUGGUCCAUGGCGCGCGCACAGUGAGAUUUGGCGCUAGUGUUGCCUUGAGAUGAACAUUUGCAGUGGAAUAACUUUUUCAUGUCCUUUAACUUGUUAGUAAUCUUGUUUUACAUAUCCCGAUUAGCAUUUUAUGGAUAGUAAUGUCGGAUGAAGAACCGAAGGUCCCAGAAGAGCUCUUCAAAUAUGUUAAAUUCUACGUGGUCGGGGAUAUUGACCAAAAGGUUGUCCAGCUCCUAAAAGCGGGGAAAGGAAAAGAAGUCUCAUACAAUGCCUUGGCUACACACAUCAUAGCAGAGGAUGGGGAUAACCCAGAGGUUGGGGAGUCACGAGAAGUCUUUGACCUUCCAGUUGUCAAGCCKUCUUGGGUGACUUUGUCCGUAAGAUGUGGAGACCUGCUACCAGUUACAGGAUUCUCCCCAGAGUCGGGACAAAUAUUCUUCGGUGUCACGGCAUGUCUGCCAAAGCUACCAGAAGAUCUCAACACUCUUUGGGCCUUGAUCACUUUUUAUGGCGGUGACUGUCAACUCAACCUUAACAAGAAAUGCACUCACCUGAUUGUUCCAGAGCCAAAAGGGGAAAAGUACGAGCUCGCCCUGAAGCACAGCAGCAUCAAAAUCGUCACGCCGGAGUGGAUCACACACUCGGCGUUAGACAAGAGCCGGAAGGACGAGGCUCUGUACCACCCCCGGUUGACCUACCAGGAGGUGGAAGAGGAUGAGGAGAGUGAGUAUGAGUCGCUCUCCGAGGGCAGCUACAGCCCUCCAGGCCGCAGGCGCCCAGGCCCCAGGUCCCGGAGAUCCAGCUCCUCAAGAGACGACUCCCCUGCUAGUGGCCGAGGAGGGACCUCGCCCAAAGCUGAGCGACGAGACGAGCUCAUGUUCGACGACUCGGACGACUCUUCCACGGAGAAGGAGGAACGGAACCUGAACUGGACCCCAGUAGAGAUUACCGGGCCACCCCCGGGUCCCAAACGCAGACUGCAGGCAGGGAAGGACUCUGGCCUGAUCAACCUCUGUGCCAGCGUGCCCCCUGUGCCGGGUAGUGCAGGGCCACCAGACACACGGGCAGCCCUGGGACCCAGUGGUGCCCAGCCGGGGGCAGAGAGGCCAGAGGGCAUGGCAAGCUGGAGCCCAGCGGCCAGGACGCUACGGAACAUCACCAACAACUCUGACAUCCAGCAGACCAGCAGACCCUCCAGCGUUGCACAUAGUCUCUCUGCCUCAACGAAGACAUUGGAGCAGCAGCAAACGAACCUGGGCCAGCCUAACACCCAACCCAACCCGCUCCUGUUCAACCAAGUGAAGCCCCAAGGUCAGCAGCAGCUCACAGCCGAAGCACAGCAGCAGUUACUGCAGCAGCAGUCUCAUCAGGUCCCCCAACAACAACAGCCACAACAACAACAACAGCCACAACAACAACAACAGCCACAACAACUACACCCACCUCAGCAGCUGCCACAGCAGCAGCACCCCAUGCUGCAGCAUCUCCCACCACAGCAACUCAUGCAGUUGCACCACCAGCAACAACAACAGCAGCAGCAGCCGCAGGUUCCUCAGCCAGGUUUCCCUCCUCAGUUGCCACAACAACAACAACAAGCCCAUCAGUUCAUCCAGCAGCAGCCACAGCAACAGCAGAUCCACCAACAACAGAUCUUCACCCAGCAACAACAACAACCACAACAUGCAUUCUCGCAGCAACAACUGCGACCGCAGCAGCUCCUGCGGCCACCAAUGCAGCAGCAGCAGCUCCAACAGCAGCAGCAGCAGCAUGCUUUACAACAGCAGUUACAGCAGUUCCAGCAGCACAGGCUCCAGCAACAGCUGCAGCAGCAACAGCAGCAGCAGCAACAGCAGCAGAACCAACAGCAACAGCAACUCCAUCAACAACACCUCCAACAGCAGCAGCAGCAGCAUUUCCUGCAGCAACAGAUGCAGCAGCAGCACAUGCAGCAGCUCCAACAACAACAGCAGCAGCAGCAGCAUCUGAAGAGCCAGCAGCAGUCGCUGCAGCAGCAUCCGAGCCAGCAGCCACUCCAGCAGCAGCAGCAGCAGCCGCAGCAGCAGCAAGGGUCACUACAGCCUCAGCUCCAGCCGCCUCAAGUGCACCAGCUGUUUGGCCACGAGCCAGGACAGGAGAUUCCAGAAGAUGGCUUCUUGGUGGGCUGUGUGUUUGCUGUUGCUGACUACCCAGAGCAGAUGGCAGACAAGCAGCUCCUUGCCACGUGGAAGAGAAUUAUCCAGGCCUAUGGUGGAAUUGUGGACUCCUCUCUCARCAACCGCUGCACUCACCUGCUCUGUGAAACUCAAGUCAGCAUCAUGUAUGUCCAGGCCCUACGAGAGGGGAGGCGCUGUGUCACUGCCCACUGGCUGAACACCAUCCUGAAGAAGAAGAAGAUGGUUCCUCCUCACAGAACCCUACACCUCCCCUUCGCCUUCCCACCAGGAGCCAAGCCCUGCUCACAACACAUCAUCUCCGUAACUGGCUUCGUGGACUCAGAACGUGACGACCUGAAGCUGAUGGCCUACCUGGCAGGAGCCAGAUACACAGGCUACCUCUGUCGUAGUAACACUGUGCUCAUCUGUAGAGAGCCCAGUGGUCUGAAGUAUGAGAAGGCCAAGGAGUGGAGGAUCCCCUGCGUCAACGCCCAGUGGCUCUGUGACAUUCUCCUGGGGAACUUUGAAGUCCUCCGGCAGGUCCAGCACAGCAGAUACUCCAACUUCAACCUGCAGGAACCACUCAUCCCCAACCAGCAUCUGGUUCAGAACCUACUGGGUGCUUGGCGGGCUCCUGUGAAGGUUUCGCCUGAUGUGUUGGCGGCAUUGCAGUUGCAACAAAAGCAGAAACAGUCUGAGUCAAACUCCCAGCAUCCAAAUAAGAAACCAAGACUUGAGGAGAUCGAAGCCCCAACCAAGAAGCUUCCACCAGAAUCCACACCGUACAUUUUCUUCACUGGCUUUGAGCCAACACAGGUCCAACAAUUCAUGAAGAGGCUGCACAACCUUGGAGGGGAGAUYGCAAAGAGUGCUCAAAAGUGCACCCAUCUGGUGGCCAACAAGGUGACGAGGACUGUGAAGUUCCUCACGGCGAUGUCCAUUGUCGAGCACAUCGUCACCCCUGAGUGGUUAGAAGAGAGCUGGAAGAGCCAGAAGUUUGUUGAUGAGCAGAACUACAUGCUUAAAGAUGCAGAGGCAGAGGUGCUGUUCGGCUUCAGUCUGGAAGAGUCACUGAAGAGGGCCCACACUGCACCACUCUUCAAGGGCAAGUAUUUCUAUAUUACCCCUGGAAUCUGUCCCAGCCUUACCACUAUGAAAGCCAUCAUAGAGAGCGCAGGAGGAAAGGUGCUCCCCAAGCAGCCCUCCUUCCGCAAAAUAAUGGAGCACAAGCAGAAUAGGAACCUUCCUGAGAUCAUUCUGAUAUCCUGUGAGAAUGAUCUUCAUCUAUGUAGAGAGUACUUCUUGAAGAACAUUGACGUUCACAAUGCUGAGUUUAUAUUGACUGGAGUAUUGACACAGAGCUUGGAUUAUGAAUCAAAUAAAUUCACAUGAUGGCAAAGACCAAGGAGGAGAAGACUAGAAGAAGUCAGGUGAAGAUGAGGGUUUUAGUGAAGUGCAUUUUUCCAUUGACUGAGGUCCUGUACUGGAGGAAACAAUGAAGACGACUGAAACAAGUUGCAAUGUACAGUCACACUGCUGUACAGUCACACUGCUCUUGAUAUUUUGCAAGAUUUUGUACCCUGUGAAUAGAUAAUCGUUGUUUUGUAGGUUUUUGUAACAAUCGCUGAUAAUGCAUACAUAAAUUGAUGUUAUUUUUGUGGACUGAAUGUUUAAAUUAUGGAUUGGUUUUCAUUUUUUUUAUUCUAUUAAGGUUCUAGCAAUUAUUCAACACUUUUGGAAUAAAAUCAGAACUUUGUUGUCAAAAUGAAUCUUAGAUUUCUUUGCUUUCUCACAAAUAUACCUCUUUAGAUAUUCAUGGAACAGUGCUGAAACUCUUAUGCCAGUGGCAAAUUUACAAUCGCAAAACAAGAAGCAGAGUUGGUUGGUUUCAUGUAUUGAACCAAACAGCACUGACUACCAAAAGCACUGCACUGACCAGCUUUCCCUGUUUUCACUGACAUUUUCAGUCAGCCUGAAUGACUACAGUGCUGCAUCGCUCACCUUGGUCAUCAUGAAAACCUUUGAGCAUCUGGUCCUGUCCCAUCUCAAAACCACCAUCGACACCCUCCUUGACCCCAUGCAGUUCGUCUACAGAGCCAAUAGAUCUGUCUGUAGACGACGCCGUCCCGAGGAUAUUGUUUGUGGACUUUAGCUCAGCCUUCAACACAGUCAUUCUGGACCUGCUACAGCACAAACUCCCCCAGCUGAACGUAUCGGACUCUUAUCUGCCCGUGGAUCACUGACUUCCUGACCAACAGGUCACCGCACAUUAAGAUGGGAAAACAUAUUUCAGAAUCCCUAUCAGCACAGGGUUGCAUGCUCUCCACCCUCUACUCCAAUGACUGCACCUCCAAUGACCCAUCUGUCAAAACACUCAAGUUUGCUGAUGUAAACCUGGUCAUCCAAGUAGAAGGGUUGGUGGCCUGGUGCAGUCGCAACAACCUAGAACUCGACAUAGUCAAAACCGUGGUGAUGGUGGUACACUUCAGGAAAUGCCCCCCCACCAACUCUCCCCUUUCAAGAUUGAUUGCUCAGCUGUCAGCACAGCCAAGUCAUGUUUAAAUUCMUGGGGACCAUCAUCUCUCAACCUCAACUGGGAGGACAACAUCACAGUGGUGACCAAGAAGGCUCGACCGAGGAUGUACUGUCUGCGCCAGCUGAGGAAACUCAAACUCUCUUGGGAAAUUUUGGUUCGGUUCUAUACGUCCAUCAUUGUCAAUCCUCAUCUCUUCUAUCACCAUCUGGUUUGGGUCUGCCUGCUGCAAGUGCAAACUGCAGCGCAUCGUUCGGUCUGCGGAGAAGUUCAUAGGCUGUCACCUGCCCACCAUCAAGGACCUGCAGAGCUCCAGGACAAGGAAGCAUGCAGGUACAAUCAUUUCCUACCCUGCCCAUACCAGACCCCCCAUCUUUCAAAGACUCCACUCUGGCAGACGGGUUAGGUCAAUCAUGACCAAUACMGCCCUGCUCCUGAACAGUUUCUUCCCUGCUGUGGCCCUCAUCAACCGGCCAUCGGGCUCAUGGGGAUUAAGUGACUGCAUUGGGAUGAUUACUGCACCUUGUCAUCAAUGACCUCAAAUACUAAUCUGCACUAUACUGCAUUUUCAUUAUGUACACCUCUGGUCUUCCACACAACACUGUAUAUGCACUGUGUAAAAUCUCUCUGUUUAUAUAGAUAGAUAUUCCCACUGCGAUCAGCCUAAACUCCAGUGUUAUGUUUACUGUACCGAUACUGUAUAUGCUGUAUGAUGUUUAUGUGGACUUGUGUCUAUUCUGUUUGUAUAUUGUCUAUUGCUGGCAGCACCUUCACAAUGAAGCAAAUUCUGGGUAUGCGUAAAUGUACAGUACUUGGUGAAUACAGGUGAUUCUGAAAAUGAA
Molecule: messenger RNA, 5534 nt
Organism: Salvelinus sp. IW2-2015
Lineage: Eukaryota; Metazoa; Chordata; Actinopteri; Salmoniformes; Salmonidae
Source: RefSeq, a predicted model, not a curated record